AUGCUGGCGGUGGGGCAGAUGGACGGCAGCCCCCGGCAGAGCGCCUUCCUGCUCGGCAGCCCGCCCCUGGCCGCCCUGCACAGCAUGGCCGAGAUGAAGACCCCGCUGUACCCGGCGUACCCGCUGCCCGCCGGGCCGGCCUCCUCCUCCUCCUCCUCCUCCGCCUCCCCGUCCCCGCCGCUGGGCUCCCCCAACCCGGCCGGCCUCAAGCCGCCGGCCCUGGCCAGCCCCCCGCAGCAGCUCUCGGCCGCCACCCCGCACGGCAUCAACGACAUCCUGAGCCGGCCCUCCAUGCCCCUGGCCGGGGCCGCCCUGGCCUCCUCGUCGCCCUCCGGCUCCUCCUCGUCCCCCGCCGGCCUCCUGGCCGGCCUGCCCCGCUUCAGCAGCCUCAGCCCCCCGCCGCCACCCCCCGGGCUCUACUUCAGCCCCAGCGCCGCUGCCGUGGCCGUGGGCCGCUACCCCAAGCCCCUGGCCGAGCUGCCCGGCAGGACCCCGAUCUUCUGGCCGGGGAUGAUGCAGAGCCCCCCCUGGAGAGACGCGCGCCUCGCCUGCACCCCCCAUCAAGGUUCAAUUUUGCUGGAUAAAGACGGAAAGAGAAAACAUACAAGACCCACUUUUUCUGGCCAGCAGAUUUUCGCCCUGGAAAAGACUUUUGAACAGACCAAAUAUUUAGCAGGACCAGAGAGAGCCAGGCUAGCCUAUUCACUGGGGAUGACAGAGAGUCAAGUCAAGGUUUGGUUCCAGAACCGGCGCACCAAGUGGCGGAAGAAGCAUGCGGCCGAGAUGGCCACGGCUAAGAAGAAGCAGGACUCGGAGACCGAGAGGCUGAAGGGGGCCUCGGAGAACGAGGAGGAGGACGAUGACUACAACAAGCCUCUGGACCCCAACUCGGACGACGAGAAGAUCACCCAGCUGCUGAAGAAACACAAGUCGAGCAGCAGCAGCUUGCUCCUGCACACGUCUGAGAACGAGAGCUCCUCUUAAAGGGGGUUUCAGAGGAGGGGGCCGGGGCCCAGGCGGACUCGGAGGACGCUUGCUAUUUUCUGAGAUGUUGUACAUAUCUAUUUUUCUAGACUUUAUCAGCUGACGGAGAGGAGGAAAGAGGCAGAAAAAGACGGCGAGUAAACAAACAUGCAAACCCAGCGCUCCCCUGCUCCUCCCGCCUGGCCCUUGGCCGCAGGUGCUGGCGCUGUUAUUGUAGGGUCGCAGGGGGGCUGUCUGAGUGCUCCCUCUUCUUUUGCAGACUUCAGAGCAGCUGAGUGGGGAAGGAGGGACCUACUUCCACCCACACAGCUCCUGCUGGGCGGACUAAAGCAACCUGUUGAAGGCUCUUUGUAAAUAAAUCGUGAGUCACACUGACUAUAGAAGUUACUUUACUGUGAAUAUUUAAAAUGUAAAAUACUUUUUUUUAAUAGAAAGGGUUGGGUUGGGUCCUACCCACCACCACCACCACCACCCCCUUGUCUGGCUUUUUUAAGAUCUGUUCUUUUGAAUAGUGAAUUGUGGAAUAUAAACGCUGGGAUUUGUUUGUGGUCUCUUCCUACACCUUAGCUGCUUAUUCUGAAUUUUCUCCUGCAGACCUUGAUUCCCUCCUAAUUUGAAUUUAGGCCCUCCAUUAAGGGCCUCUAUUAAGAGAUUUGAAACAGUCUACUGAUGUCUUGCCAAGUAUGAGGAAACACUCCCUCCCAUUCUGAAAUUGCACCCGCCCUUAAUGCUAUUUAUUAGUAUUUUAUAAAAAUACUUUUUUGGGCGGUGGGGGUGGGGAAAAUUUAAAUAGUUUUCUUUAUUUUAACCCGUUUCCAAUAAAAUGCGUGUUAAAAGUAGCUGGUGGGAAUUGUGACAACCACUUUCAGUCGAAAAUAUAAAAAAUCAUUUAGAUGCUGUAAUUGAAUUUAA
This is a messenger RNA of Malaclemys terrapin pileata, 1896 nucleotides long. It is a transcript of the gene NKX6-1, whose product is annotated as NK6 homeobox 1. NCBI's taxonomy places the organism in Eukaryota, Metazoa, Chordata, Testudines, Emydidae. The record is from RefSeq and is a predicted model, not a curated record. The coding region runs from base 1 to 984 and encodes 327 amino acids. Gene Ontology annotation, molecular function: DNA-binding transcription factor activity, RNA polymerase II-specific; RNA polymerase II cis-regulatory region sequence-specific DNA binding. Gene Ontology annotation, biological process: cell differentiation; regulation of transcription by RNA polymerase II. Gene Ontology annotation, cellular component: nucleus. The transcript is spliced from 3 exons.